Xiphophorus couchianus (Monterrey platyfish) is the source of this 9810-nucleotide messenger RNA. RefSeq names its product cAMP-specific 3',5'-cyclic phosphodiesterase 4C. The transcript has 16 exons. NCBI's taxonomy places the organism in Eukaryota, Metazoa, Chordata, Actinopteri, Cyprinodontiformes, Poeciliidae. The record is from RefSeq and is a predicted model, not a curated record. Gene Ontology annotation, molecular function: 3',5'-cyclic-nucleotide phosphodiesterase activity. Gene Ontology annotation, biological process: signal transduction. The coding region runs from base 937 to 3351 and encodes 804 amino acids.
CCAAAAAGAGCUCAAAUCAGACAGAAUUGAGCAGACUGAAAUAUCAUUAUCUAAGAAUGUAUCAAAAAAUUUAAUUAACAUAUUUUGUAUCACCCAUAGACUGAUCUUGUUCAAGGAGGCAAAAUAGGUAGCAUAGGUAGCAUUAUUGUUAGAACCAACCCGAUAGUUGGAGCGUUGGAAGUUAAGGCUGUUGGAAGGGAAAAUCGGAUCAAAAACUUGACAUAAAUACCUUACCAUGUGAAAAAAACAAAAAAAACAGAGAAAAACAGAACCAACCAGAAUCUUGUCCAACUGAGCUGGAACCAAGCUUAGUCAGUAUUCCAGAUUUGAGUUGGGAUAAAUGUUUUUGUGGCAGAAGACUUCAAAAGUACAAAAGACAAAGAAGCAAACAUCUUUCUGAUACUGCAGCUUUCUAAUUCAAGUCUUCCUCUUGCAGUAACAACUUCCACACCGAAGAGGGAUCAAAAAUAGAUCUGAUUUUCCGAUUUCUGAGAGGUCUGUGUUUUUGUUGAGCCCCAGACAAAACCGUCUGCGUGUAGCAGAGUUCAAACAUCACAAAGUUUGAUGUUCUGCACACACAUGGUGCAGCAACUCCAGCUGAAGGCUGCUCUCGUCUCUCACCCUCGCCACACAUACUGUACAUGCAUGUGUUUGUUUUUUUAAGCCUGGAAGGAGGAGGCACCCAGAAAGAGCCACAGCGAGUGAGCCGUGAAGGGAGGGAUUAGAAGGAGAGUUCAGCUCUGAACUUGUCCAUGUGGAUUCGAAGCCGGUCGCUUCUGUUUCUCCACAUGAAGCAGCAGCAUGCCGUGCAGGAAAUAACUCUUUGAAUCCCACCCUGCUUUCAUUCCCUGUCGCUCCCUUCCCUCGGACUGGAGUCAUGCCCCCGAAUAGCGCCGUGGAGGGCUUCCCUCCGUCUGCCCGCGUCUCACUGGAGACAUGUUGCAGAGGAGUGCAGAGAGACGUCAGGAGCCGAGGAGCAGAGGAACGCUCGCUGGAGGAAGAGGACAAUUAGUGGAAACCGAAGCAAAGGGGGAACUCACAGGAAUUGCAGAGAUGAGUUUACCGACUAACUGUAUGUACCUGGCGCCCUCGGUCCAGGAUCGCUGCUUCAAAGUGCGGAGCGGGAACAUCUGCGGGUCACCGUGCGCCGUCAACCGGCCCAUAGACAUCGUCCAGAAGCGUAGGCGUUUUGAUGUGGAGAAUGGCCUGUCGGUGGGUCGCAGUCCACUGGACUCUCAGACGAGCCCGGGAUCCGGUCUGGUACUUCAGGGCAACUUCCCUCACAGUCAGCGCCGGGAGUCUUUCCUCUACCGCUCCGACUCAGACUUCGACCUGUCGCCCAAAAAUAUGUCUCGCAACUCGUCCACUGCCAGCGACUUGGAGGAAGGAUUGAAGCAUUGGGAAGUUAAUUGGCUACCUCGGCAUGGAGAAGACAUGAUAGUGACUCCAUUUGCACAGGUUCUGGCCAGUCUACGAACAGUAAGAAGUAACGUCGCUGCUCUGACGCAUCUCCAAGAUCGUGUCGUGAACAAACGACCAUCGAGCGCCAGUCAGCCGCCGCUUUGCAAACCGUGUCUCUCAGAGCCCUAUCAGAAGCUCACGAUGGAGACUCUGGAAGAGCUGGACUGGUGUCUGGACCAGCUGGAGACGCUGCAAACGAGACACUCAGUCAGCGAAAUGGCGUCCAAUAAGUUUAAGAGGAUGCUAAACCGUGAGCUGACGCAGCUAUCAGAGACGAGUCGCUCAGGGAACCAGGUGUCGGAGUACAUCGCCAACACUUUCCUGGAGAAGCAACAUGACUUGGAGAUCCUGUCUCCGCCUGCUAAGGAGAAGGAGAAGAAAAAAAGGCCGAUGUCACAGAUUAGCGGUGUGAAAAAGGCCACACAAAGCCCAAGCUUAGCGCCUGCUUGCAUCCCUCGCUUUGGAGUCAACACACCGCACGAGAGCAUGUUGGCAAAGGAAAUUGAGGACCUUAAUCGAUGGGGUAUGGAUAUUUUCAAACUAGCAGAAUAUUCAGGAAAUCGCCCUCUGACGGUGAUGAUGUACUCCAUUUUCCAGGAGCGAGAUCUUCUGAAAACCUUCAAGGUGCCAAUUGACACUUUCCUCACCUUCAUGAUGACUUUAGAGGACCACUACCAUGCGGACGUAGCUUAUCACAACAACAUCCACGCUGCUGAUGUGGUGCAAUCCACCCAUGUUCUCCUGUCCACUCCUGCUUUAGAGGCGGUGUUUACAGACCUAGAGAUCAUGGCCGCUCUUUUUGCAAGCGCCAUCCAUGACGUCGACCACCCAGGCGUCACCAACCAGUUCCUCAUAAACACAAGUUCUGAAUUGGCACUAAUGUACAACGAUUCGUCUGUGCUGGAGAACCAUCACCUCGCUGUUGGCUUCAAGCUGCUACAAGAAGAAAACUGUGACAUCUUCCAGAACCUCGGCAAGAAACAGAAAGACUCACUCCGGAAGAUGGUGAUUGACAUGGUGCUGGCCACAGAUAUGUCCAAACACAUGAACUUCUUGGCAGACAUGAAGACGAUGGUGGAGACCAAGAAAGUGACGAGUUUGGGAGUCCUGCUGCUAGACAAUUAUUCUGACCGCAUCCAGGUUUUACAGAACAUGGUCCACUGUGCUGAUUUAAGUAACCCAACCAAACCACUGGAGCUGUAUCGGAAAUGGACGGACCGCAUCAUGGUGGAGUUCUUCACCCAGGGAGACCGAGAGCGGGACAAGGGGAUGGAGAUCAGUCCUAUGUGCGACAAACACAACGCCUCCAUGGAGAAGAGCCAAGUGGGGUUCAUCGACUACAUCGUUCACCCGCUGUGGGAGACCUGGGCCGACCUGGUGCACCCUGACGCCCAGGACAUUCUGGAUACGCUUGAAGACAACAGGGAGUGGUACCAGAGCAUGAUCCCCCGCAGCCCCUCGCCAACGAGCCCGGACGAGCCUCACGCUGAGGUGGGACCCGCAGCUGGCACUCCAGGGUCAGGAGGAGCCUUCCCUUCAUCGGGAGGAGACAAAUUCCAGUUUGAACUCACCUUGGAGGAGGAGGAGGAGGACGAAGAGGAGGCGGCGUCUGACCUCGAGAGCCCCUUAGAGGAGGAGUCUCAGACCAGUGGAGAUCGGAGACACGAUUCGUCCUCACCGUCCCUGUCUCCAGACCCCCGCGGCGGCGGCAGCAACAGGUACCGUCCUCCCUCCCCUCACCCGUCUCGGACCCUGAGUCUCGCCUCCAUGUCGGUGCGGAGCCCCCACCCUCACAGGACGCUGGGCUCCCCGGGGCCGGAGGCUUCUGACAGGAACAGAGAGCUGAGCCAGGAGGGCGACGGCGUGGCCUGCCUGCCGAUGGGAACGUAAUGACAAGCAGGAGCCGCCCUGCCGCAGAGACAUGAGCGCUGGAGGCUGGAGGCGUCGGCAGGGCGAGCCUUUGCCAAUAAUGUCUGUAAAAUCACCACAGUCCCUUUACACUGGAGACACCUUCUCUGGAGAGCAGAGGAACAACUCGCCUCUGUGUUUUUCUUUCUUUUCCAGCAAGAUGAAAUGUUUUAUCCUCUGUCUGAGUGCCUGAUUGGCCUUCCUGGUUUCCUGCAGCUUCAGCUGAUGAAUAAUUGCUGCAUUUAAACUGGGAAGAGUGGAAUUAAGGCUUGUACUUACACAAAAGGUAACAAAACCUAAAAGGAAACGUCUUCCUCCAAAAUAACUGUGACAUCCGAGCAUGAGCGGCGAAUGAGGACUACAGUGGUGUGACAGGGUUUUGGAAAUGAUUUUGCACCAUCGUUUUAAUUUAGGAUAAUUAAGUUGGAAUAGGUGAGUAUGAUUUAUUUCUUUAAGAAUGGCGUGUGAAAUGAGUCAGUUAACCAAAUACGGGAUGUAGAUGAGAAACUCGACGGACCUAAACCUCAGGGUAUGAAGUGAAGCAUAAACCUAAUGUAGCACAGGUGUACUAAACCCCCCAACCCAACCCCAAACCGUCUUUCCUGUUUGUCCCAUUGAGAAAUGAGACUUUGUCUAAAAUGUCUGUCUUUACAUUUAUUUAAAUCCCUUUAAUAGAGAAUUUGGCAGAUGAAGCAAUCAGAUAUUCAAACCAGCUUGUAGCACCAUGGGAACCGAACACUUUAGACUGAACCACGGUCUCACCUGUUGCAAAGACACCAAUGUAUAUUUAGUUUGAGCUUUAUUCUAUUUUUUACCUUAUAUUUUAAAUUGUUUAUGUUUUAAUUUCUGUACUGUUCCUCAUUGUAUGUUUGCUGGUCUUGUGUGUUUUUGUGCUGAAGAAAAGCAUUUUUUUAAUCAGGGUGCCUCCAGUCUGCAGUAGCACUUUACCGUCUUUACCGUUCUGUUCUAGUAUUUAGUCACACAAAGGGCUUCACCCACUGUAGGCCUACUGAUCACAAAAAAGAAACUGUACAGGACAUUGGACUACAGCUCUCAGAAGGCAGAGCAGGCCACAAAACUUAACAUCUUAUGGACGAGCAUGAACGAUCCCGGGUCUCCAGCAGCUUCUAAAGCUACAAGUUGAAGGUUUCUGUUGUUUUAAUGAAAAUUAAAAUUAUUGUGUAAACCUUCUCACUAUUAAAUGAAAGUACAAUUUGCUAUAAAUCUGAGUUCAUACAAAGAAAACUCUGGGUCUCCUUACAUCGAGGUACACAGGGUUCCUACACAGGCUUGAAAUAAAUCAAUUUUAAGAUAAGUUUUGAAAAGGAACAUUGAUUUUAGAACAAAAAUACACCUUUAAGUCUUCAAGAGAUUAUAAAUGGCUUGUUCUCCCUUAAUUGGAAGAUUAAAUAGUGCAAAAAAAAAAAAUUUUUCUCUUCGUUAAAUGCAUCAAAAUUAGGAACACUCACCAUUUUUUAUUCUAUAAAUGCAUCAGGCAACCAUGUAUUUUAGGUUUAGUUUGUCUACAGGAACCAAGCUGGUUUUUAUUUACUCUUCAAGAAAAAAAAACAACUCAAAAAUGUUCUGGCAGAAACAUAGCAGUUAUAGAUAACUCUUCUAGAUAACUCUGUUUACAAAGUUGUUAAAACUGUCACAAUGUCCUGACAGUAGAAAAUUACACAAUUUGUAAAAUUAGCUCUGACUGCCAUUUAAAGAAAAGCACCAUUCCCCUUCAGAAACAACCAGUCAGAACCAGGAGGAGGGUCUUAGCGGUGUCAAUCAUGCUCAUCUGUGUGCUGCUCACACCCUUCACCCAUUUAGGCCAUACCGUUAUUCAGACUCACAAUUUCUGGUGUGCUUAUGGCAGAGAAACAACCUAACUAAAAAGAAAAACUAAACCUAUUGAGUUUUUCUCAGAACUUCCUACUGCAGCUUUAAAUGACUCAUAUUAUGCACUCAGCAUCCCUGAAGGAUUAAUUCUACCUUCAAAGUAAUUUAUUCAAUAUUUAAGCCAAGAAUGUUACAGAAUUUAUCAAUGUUUUUGCUCCUCAAUAGAAAAUAAAACAAGCACAGCUGACAUGUGUAAAUGCAUUCAGAUUAAAAAAUAUUUUUUUUUAAAUUUUUUUUAAAUAUAAAUAUUAAGUUGUAGAAUUUGCUCUAAGUUUCUCUAGAUGCAAAAAGCUUCACACUGGCCUUUUUCUGCUCCACAAGUGAAUCAGAUGUUUCUUGAAAUGUGGGGGAAAAAAGAUAAUAAACGCAUUUAGACCAGUUUUGUAUUAAAAUUCCCAGGAUAUGUUAAAAAUACCUGCAGAAAUUUAAGUAGCAUAUAAAACUGAAAACAUGUGUAGCAACCCUGUGUAUAGCGACAAACUGUUUGCCUUUAAAACCGCAGCAUGCCCUCCUCUUCAGGCUGUUGCAUCCAGAGCGUCACUGCGGCUGGUCUUUGGUUGUGGUUGAGUUGGUUAAGCUCACACACUGCCCACUCUGUGCCUCUGAAGUUGAAUGAAGUGUGUUUGGUUUGGUAAUAGCAGCUUUCUUUAUUCAUAAAAAUCCCACUGAAUAAAUCAAAACUCCAGUUAACCAGCGACAACUGUUGGUUCCCCCGUUGCAUUAAAAAAAGAACACAAAAUCCGCACCAAUGUAAACUUAUGAACUUCUUGUGGUUUUCUGUUUGUUGUUAUUUUUAUUAUUUAAGAGAUCCAGUUGUCGAAAUAACUGAAAAAGAUACAAAAAAGAACAUGUAAGUAGUUUGUCAUGAGUUUUACACCUGCAAAGGAUUUAUGGUAAAGUUAAUACAUUUUCAGAUUAAUCUAUUAUGCAUUUUAUCUAUUAUGUAUCAUCAAUGUGGCUUUUUAAAAUGGUCAUAAAAAACAAAAUGUUACACUAAGUCUGUGUGUCAAACACUAACAGAUAAGGAGAAAUAUUGGAGCAGUAUUUAUACAACCACAUACUUUAUCUUUUCUUUUUAAAUUAAAUGUUAUAUUUUUAUUUCAUGUUUUUUAUAACUCUUCACUUUUUGUUUUUGGUUAAGUAGCUGUACGUCAUUUCAGUAUAAUGAACAAAUACUAUGAAUCAACGGAUAGGAUCUUAAUCCAGCAUGUAAUUAUUGUCUUUUUUUACCACAGCACACAGUAUAGAGAAAACCGUACAUUUCUUUCAUUAUUACACAGAUGUCGUUUGUUGCAGAUCUAUUGGUGUAUAUUUGUUAGACUCUCAUUUUGAAAGUUUAUAAUUUUUAUAAUUUUUAUAAUUUCUACAUUCCUAGAUCCCAUCUUCAAACUCCAAACUCAGCAAGAUUUUAGGAAUGUUUUUGAAGGAAAAUAUUCGUUUUUAAUGAACUGACCUCUUGAAACCUUUUAAAAAACACGAUGUUCUACCUGAAUGAUGCCAAGGUCAAAUAGAGCGAUGAGAAUUUUUGUGAUGGAGAAUCGAUUGAACAGAUGGGAUUUAAUUGGGUCAUUAAUAUUCAUAUUUUGAUCACAUGAUUUAUUUACAGACACAAUGUUGUCAACUAAAGAUUAUCCAAAUGCAACAAUACGUUAGUACCAGAAUUUGAAAAAUAAAGUUGAUACUCACUUUUGGAUUCAUGCUAAACCAAAACAGAAAAGUAAUAAAGGAGUGGAAACACCCAAACCAAACCAAACCACACCUCAAACAUCAGCCACAGGUUAAAGUUUGCUGUCUAACUUUAAGCAUUUUAUCUUUUCUCACAUUACAAAUAAAGAUGUCAUGAACAGAAGAAUGCUUUCCUCCCGCCGUGCCAACAGGGGCUGCUGUAGAGCUCAGACCUGCAACACCAGUUCAAGAAGGUUGGGACUUUGUGUAAAAUAAAAACUGCAUAAAAUAUGUUAAAAACCCAUAUUUUACUUACAAUGGAGUGAAUCUCCCUUUUAAAUUUAUAAACAUUUUUUAAAUUUCUGAUUUGAGACCGGAGGACAGUUUUCUUCAGAUUUUGGGAAUCUUUUAAUUAUUUGAUGAAUAAUUAAAAGAUUAUAUGAUGAUAUAAUAGAUAACACGAUGUUCCGUCUUCCCAGUUCUGCACUGGGGAACAUUUUUCUGAAAUUUUUCCACCAUUGUACAAUUCAGCUUAUUUUUAUACCCAAUUGCUGCAAAAUGCUCCGCCAGCAGCUUAUUGUUUAAAACCUCUUACCUCUGCAAUAUUUUUUUAUUAUGUCCUUUUUUGAGAUACCACCAUAUUUAAUUUUUUUUCCUCUAGAGGUUUUUUGACUUCUCAAUUUUCACUUUUAUGUUUACAGUUUUUUGUGAAUCCAGGUGCAUCUCAUCAAUCAUUACGGUAAUUUUUGAAAGUGAAAACUUAUAUGGAUUCAUUACACAAUGAGUGUUAUAUUCCUGGCAUUUAUUUGUCUUAGGUUAGUUAAUCAUAACUACUAGAUAACAAACCAAAAUUUACCUUUUUUGAACUUUUGAAAGUCACAUAAGGCAAAAAAGUAUUUUUAAUACAGAAACGUUUUGGUAUGUCAUACAAAAUCACAAAAAAAACUCGUAAGCAGAUUAAGCCACCUGUACUCAAACAUGGAAAGUUCAGUGGAAGGAAAAACUGAGCUAGAGAGACAAACUUAAAAUUACCUGCAAUAAUCACUUGUAAUAUGUCUCCCUGUAUGUAGUGAAUCAACAUAAUACCUUAGUUUAAUUUGCUGAGAUGCACCUGUAUUAUAUGGGUUUAUCUUUAUAUUUCAGACACUUUUUACGUUACACACGGUGUCCCAACUCUUACAGAACUGGGGUCGCACAUUGGUUGGCGUUCAAACAAAGCAGGUUGUGUCCCGUCAGGUUAGGAGCGUCAGCCUGCUCGACUGGGAAGAAAAGCGUGCCACAAGUGUUGAAAACACACGAAACACCUGCCAGCCUACGAAGCUGUACAUUUUUACACUAGAGAUUUUAAACUGAUGAUUGUAUCAAAGUCAUUAACUUUAUAAGUGUUAGUUUUUACAAAUGAAACAUGUUGACAGUAUUUAAAGCAGGCGUUUUCAUAGGUUUCUGUGCAGCGUAGAGAGCAGCCCUUUGCUAACCCCGAUAGCGGAGAAUGUUUGUAUUUUCAUGACUUUCAUCUCUUUCUAUACCAAGUACGUUUGGAGUCUAGAGCGCGUAGAGAGACCAGGCAGUUAGCGAGCACUACAACAGAUAAUUUGCUUCCUGGUUAGGCAGUUGUAGGAAACAAUAGUCUAAACAGUAUUUCUAUUUUUUAGUUAGUAAGCUUUAUCAAUCGGCCUUACAUAUGAUAGGUUUGAGCCUUGUGUUAAAGGACUAUUGUGCUGUUUUUUUGUUUUGUUGGAUGCUGACCUUCAAAGUGUUUGUUUUUCACCCCUAAAGAAAUAAGAUUGGGUUUCAACUAGAAAAUAAUGUGUUUUUAGCAGCAUUUUUAGCUGUUAACCUUCUGUCAUUUAGGAUUCCUAAAUCAAAAAUGUUUGAAUUUCUAGUGUAAAAGAAUACCCUUCACGUGAUGAAAAUGCCAUCUAUAUCUUAUCAUUUAAACAUUUCUUACCUUUUGCAUAUUGAUUCUGACAUGCUGAAAAAACAGUAAGGAUCUCCUGGCAUUUUGUGGACCUUUCCAAAAAACUUCAAAUUUAUUUAUUUUACUUUGUUAAACAUUUUGGUUUCCAAAGAGUAAAAGGUCCCAAAAAGUGAAACUCUGAUCCGUCUACAUUACAUUAUCUAAGCUCAUGGGAUACGGACCAAAAGAAUGAGAUCCUGGAUACAAAUGACGGAAAUGAGCUUCCAUUGCGAGAUACUUUGAAAAAUAAAAAUUUACUUUUCUAUUAGCAAUUUUUAAUAAUGCAUCCUUAAUUUUCAAGAUCUUUCAUUUUUUGAAAAUAUUCAAAAUCGUAAUUGAAAAUUUUACAGCAAUGCAAAGGACUUUUACCAUUCAUUUAGUCUUUGUAAAAAAAAAAAAAAAACACACACAAAAAAAACUCACUGAGCUUCAAGUAUUUUUGUUCUUAUUGCAGAAAAGCUUGACAAAUGACGCACUGGUGGCAUUUUCAUCAUGGAUUCUUUAAAACUAUUUUUAGACUCACAUCUCCCAGUCUGAGGCGUCAGCUAGUUGGCUUCAGCACUGUGGCUUAACACAGGAUAGACAACAGCGCCACUUGGUGUUAAGUGUGUUAGUUGGCAGGGGAGUUCCUGCUUUCAUUUAAUAAUGCUGAUACUGCCUUCAUUCUUGUUAAUGCAGUCUCUCGGUUUCAGUGUCGUGCAAAUGUCUAAAGAUAUAUUUAUUCUUUAAAUGUGUCAAGAACAAGUACUGUAAGACAAUGACUGAUUUUAUGUUCCAGAGCCUAAAAACAAGUAUGCUUUACUUGUAUGUACUCGUCUGCCACUCCAAUGUUUGUUUUUGUCAGAACUCAUUUUGCUUUUGAAGCCAAAAGAUUCUCGGGAGUUCAGGGUGUUAUGUGAAAAAAUGCCAAUAAAUUAAAUGGAAAUUUA